This is a messenger RNA of Manduca sexta (tobacco hornworm), 3714 nucleotides long. Its product is annotated as ileal sodium/bile acid cotransporter. The record is from RefSeq and is a predicted model, not a curated record. NCBI's taxonomy places the organism in Eukaryota, Metazoa, Arthropoda, Insecta, Lepidoptera, Sphingidae. The coding region runs from base 214 to 1614 and encodes 466 amino acids. The transcript is spliced from 11 exons. Gene Ontology annotation, cellular component: membrane.
CCAUUUCCGAGUAAACUGUAUUGUAAUUUUAGCAGUGAGCAGCGCGGUCCCCACAUAAUCCGCGCGCUGAAGUUGUGGUUGUGCGAAUUAUGUACAGUGAUUGAAAAAGGUUUACCGUUUACUUGUAGAAUUACUGAAUUAAACCACGUGCCUUAUUCAGUGUUCAAGUUAAUUAAUCCUUUGGGUAACUCUGUAACGUAACAACGGGCAAACAUGUGUCCGAUCUGGCCCCUUCACCUGAUCAUUCUGUACGUGCUGGCGAUAUGUCCCUUAUGGGUGCUAUGCCAAGCGGCGCCGGAGCUCACCGCCAACUUCGUGCCCAGCAUCGUGGACAUCAACAUGCAGGAGUAUAAAUACGUUGAUGUGAAUGUGCAAGGUACCAAUCUGCAAACAGGCGAUGUCUUUUCUGUGAGUACGAGGAACACUCACAUAGCUGAAGCAGAAUUCAACUCUACAGCUGUAUACACAGGGAGCGAAGACAGCACUUGGAGAGGCAGGAUACGAAUUACUGGAAAUUUCUUAGGCAGGACGGACGUGACGUUGCAGGCCCACCGCGGCUCGCAGCAGUUGCCGAUCACCAACAGCACCCUGCCGGUGAUCAUCGUGCGGCCGCAGAGAGUCAUCGACACCAUCUUCACCACCAGCGUUGCCACAUUUGUAUCUCUGAUCUUCAUUAACUUCGGAUGCGCCAUGCAUUGGCCGACGGUUCUGGAAGUGGUCAAGAGGCCCGUGGGUCCGCUCAUCGGAAUGGCUGGACAGUUCUUAUUCAUGCCGCUUAUGACGUUCGGUCUCGGGUUCCUGAUCUUCCCGGACAAUCCAGCGAUGCGUCUCGGCAUGUUCUUCACCGGAUGUGCUCCGGGUGGUGGCGCCUCUAACAUCUGGACCUUCAUCCUCGGAGGAAAUCUUAACUUGUCGCUCGCUAUGACGUCGAUAUCCACGUUGGCGUCCUUCCUGUUUAUGCCCGCCUGGUUGUUCUCGCUGGGUCAAGUGGUAUUCCGUGACGCGAAGAUCGUGGUUCCGUACGUUCGUAUCGCGACGUUCGUCAUUGGUCUCAUCGUGCCCCUGGCUAUAGGGUUGGGCAUGCAGAAAUGGACGCCAAGAUUGGCCACCUUCAUGGUCCGCAUCCUGAAAGGGUUCUCGACAACCUUACUCCUGUUCAUCAUUAUCUUCGCCAUUGUCACGAACCUGUACAUAUUCGAGCUGUUUACGUGGCAAAUCAUAGUAACGGGCAUGGGUAUCCCGUGGCUGGGCUACCUUGCCGGGUACCUGGUGGCGAUCCUGUUCCGGCAGCCGCACCCUGACGCGCUCGCCAUAUCCAUCGAGACCGGCAUCCAGAACACCGGUAUCGCUAUCUUCCUGCUCAGAUACGCUCUGGGACAGCCGGAAGCUGAUCUUACAACAGUGGUGCCUGUUUCGUGCGCUAUUAUGACACCAGUGCCGAUGACGGCGAUCUACAUCUACCAAAGAAUUAAGGCUUGUGCGGGAGUAUUGUCAACAGAGGAAAGCACGAGAAAAUCGUCGAAGAAGCCAACACCCCCGUAUCAGAGACGGUCGAGCCGCGAGUCUCCGUCAUCCCAGCCCUUGAUGUCAACGGGGCAAAGUAGUCCCGUCUAGACAGAUAUCAUAGACAAUUGUAAACAGCAUCAAACAAGUGUUACAUAUUUUUUUUCUAAAUCUUUAUAUAAUUAUCGAUCAAAAAAUAAUUAAAGAUAGGUAUCCUGCGACCUUAUUUUAUGAAUGAUGUUCGAAAAAAGGGGGCGUGGCCUAAAUUAUUGCCCUUAUUGGUCGUUUAAAAUGUUUUUUUUUGUAUUUUUGGCGCAGGAGUCCUAGUCCACAGAACAAUGACGAAAGUCUGAUGCUGUUUAACAAUGUUUAUAUUAAGGAGAUACUAUACAAGAUCUGUUAUCACAUGUCUACAAUUAACUAUGAAAAUGAAAUCCAAUGAAUUUAUAAAAGUUUUAAUAUACAAUAAGCAUUAUUUAUAAAAUUUUAAUACAUUUUAUGAGCAAUAUAUUAGUUAAUUAAUUCCAUCUUUAAAACUGCUAAGGAAAAAUGUUCAAUAAGUAUAAAGGUUUUAACUAAGUACCGAUAUCAAUAUGUCAAUUAUAAUCACGCAGCUAGUAAAGGGAAGCAGCUAACAAAGGAGACAAGUUUCCUUUCCCUAGAGCCUCGAUGGCGAACUUCUAUUGGUUAAAAUGCUAUCAUUUAAAAAAAAACAAUAAUAUGCCUGUAAAGUGCUAUCCAGGGCCGUCACUACUACUCCAGGCCCCUCUUUUCUGGGACGGUUUUUUAGAUCCCAACUAAUUUUCGGUGGCAUAUAUCAUCCAUUAUCAGCGUGCCAGAAUUAUUUCACGUACCAAUGGUUCACCAUCCCUGGUGUGGGGAAUGGAAAAAAUCACAUCUGUCGCUUAUUUUGACAAUAACUCUCCCGUAGCUCUAUUUUACAAACAACUGUGGAUCGCCAUAUACUGCAUCUGUUAUAUUUUUUGUAUUAUACGACUCAUAUACAGUCAGUAGACUUGUAGUCGGAUCUUGUAUUUUUUUAAACAAACCUUUUUUACUAUAUUUAGAGUAUCAUAGGGGUGCUUUGAAAAUGAGUCUACUUAAAAAUUUUGUAAAUUGGAUUUGAUACCAACAUUUUCUGUACAGUUGAAAAGGUCGUGGCAUGAUUUUAAGAAAAAUAUGCACACGUUUUAUCAUUUAUAUUUAUUGAAAUAUAACUAACCUUGUACAGAAAUUGGUUGAAAUUGUUGCACGGGCCUUCAUAUGUUUUGGCACCGUAUGCAUAAAAUCUGGAACAGAUUAUAAAUCUUAAGACAAGAGGCACAGAUAAGGAAAUUGAUUGACAAGAAAUCAGUUUAAAAAUCACUUCUUUCAUACAAUUAUAGGCCUAAUUGCUCGUCAAAAUUGAGGCAGUGGUAAAUCGAGUUGCUCUUAAAAUUUAUAAUCUGUUCCGGUCAUUGUUAAAUUUGAAAAUGUCAUUUCAUUGGCUGUAUUUCACCUAUAAAAUGUUCUGUCUAUAUUUUGCAAUAGAUUUUGGGGUAAAGGGUUUAUUCAUAGUGUAUUUUAAUUAGGCUUGCGUGUCCAAGUACCGAUUUUAAUAGGAAAAUAAUCUUCAAUAAAUUUUGUUUUAAAUGUACGCUUGGCUUCUGACUAGAGUUGUCUGCUGUAUUUUUCAUUAAAUUCGCUUAAAAUUUUGUUUAAGUACUAUAUGUAAUUUGAAACUAACUAUGGAAUUCUAAAUUUUAGGUUUGAUGUCAGAAUGAAUAUCGAAAUUGACCUAUAUUUUUAAAAUAAAGUUUCUAAAUACAAGUUACGAUAAUUCUAUAUCUAUUUGAUAUUUACAGAUAAAUAUUUGAGCCAUGCUAGAGAAAAAUCUAACAUUUUUAAACAGUCACGUGGUCUCGCAUAUAGAAAAAAUUUAGAUCUGUAUUUCGACAUUAUCAUUAUCAUGGCUGUUUAAGGAAUUUAAAUUUUAAAUUAAAUCCCUUUUUAGUUUUAAGGAGACAGCACGUAGUUCGAAGCCCAUAUUUUUGCUUUAUUUUCACUUAGAACUUAGUUACCAGACAAACUUUUCACAUGACUGGUUUUAUAGGUGAAACAGAUGUGAAGCGAGUUGUCAAGGCAGUCGCACAAAUGUACCAACGAGAUCAGUAUUUUGUUAUGAACAAACUGUUAUGUUUGAAUAUUGCAAUACAUUUUGUAUGGACUGUA